This is a messenger RNA of Thunnus maccoyii (southern bluefin tuna), 904 nucleotides long. Its product is annotated as catechol O-methyltransferase domain-containing protein 1-like. Lineage: Eukaryota; Metazoa; Chordata; Actinopteri; Scombriformes; Scombridae. The transcript is spliced from 7 exons. Bases 23 to 763 code for a protein of 246 amino acids. Gene Ontology annotation, molecular function: O-methyltransferase activity; S-adenosylmethionine-dependent methyltransferase activity. The record is from RefSeq and is a predicted model, not a curated record.
CCAGAGCAGAGCACAUACAGCAAUGGCAGCAGAUAUUAAAAUGCUCUUUUGCUUUGGACUUGCUGUUGUACUAACAGGUGUGGGAAAGUCUGCGCUUAUUGGGAAGAGCCACAGCGAUGGAAAGGACGAUGUCCUGCUGCAGUAUGUUGUUAACAACUCACUGAGGGAGCAUCCAGUCCUCACCAAACUCAAACUGAGAACCCUUGAGGAUGAGUGGAAUAGAAUGAUGGUUGCCAUUGAACAGGCCCAGUUAAUGGCAAAUCUUAUUAGACUCAUCAAUGCAACUAAAGCUAUUGAAAUUGGGAUGUACACGGGGUAUAAUGCACUGAGCAUGGCUUUGGCCAUGCCAGAGAGUGGACAUGUGGUGGCUUGUGAAAUAUCAGAGACCUAUAUCGACAUUGCCAAACCAUUUUUUAAAGAGGCUGGGGUUGAAAGUAAGAUAGACAUACGGCAGCAACCUGCAUUGGACACACUGAAUGAACUGAUUGCAGCCGGCGAAGCUGGAACAUAUGACUUUGUGUUCAUCGAUGCUGAUAAAUUGAACUAUGACAACUACUAUGAGAAGUCCCUUGAGCUCAUACGAAAAGGGGGUAUUAUUGCAAUUGACAAUGUGCUGUGGAGCGGAAAGGUUGUGAAUCCUGCUGCUGAUGACCACACCUCCCAGGCUCUGGAUGCACUCAAUAAGAAGCUGCACAAGGACGAGAGGAUUGAUCUGAGCAUGCUCACUGUGGGUGAUGGGCUGACCAUAGCCAUUAAACGAUAAAAUCACAAGAUUAAAAAAAAGUUACAUGUUUGUUAUAAUGGUGCAUUAGUUUUGAUAUUGAAUAUAAGCUUAGAAUGUCAUAUGUGGAUUAUAUUGCCUUCUGUAUUUUUUGUCAGCUACAACAAUCAUCCAAGGAAUGCU